AUGGCUAUGACUGCACAGCCAGUGUCCACAGAUCCUUCGACGGUGUCGCGCCGCAGUGGCUUCAUCAUGGAAACCGAUCAGGCGCCUCUCCAAAGCUGGAUUGCCUCACAACACACGCAUACGACAACCAGACGCCCCGCCGCCAAAUCGCUAUUAUCACUCAAAGACAUUCCAUACACCUCAGCAGAGUGGAAGAGGGCCCUGGCCGAGGUGAAGAGAGAUUAUAGCAACAAGAGAUAUCGCCCUUGCUCCUCUCGCUGUAUCGAGAUUCUCAAGAAUGUCCAGACGACUCGAGAAAAUGCCCAGACUGCGUACUUGAUAUACCUCCAUUUCUAUGCCGCAACAUCCUUGGAAAUGCAAGCGCGGAGCCUGCAUGUGGGCUCCCCUUACCGCCUCAGACUCCUCGAGGAGGCCCGAGAACAUUACAACAUUGCUUCUAAAAAAUCCAAGAUCGCCGACGAACAGGCUUACCAGACCAUCGUACGACCCUUGUCGCCUUCCUCCAGUCUCUCCUCUCCCAUCGAAUCCUGCCUAUCGCGUCAAUCCAGCUCCACAAGAAUGUCGUCUCCCACACCUUCUGCAGCCUCCAGCGUUGGACAGCCCUUGAAGAGAAAGAAAAAAGUUGCUUUUGCUGAUGAACUGGAGCAAGAGCCUUGCGUUCGACCCGACUCGCCCACCCUUGGCUUUUCAGACCCCGGCAGUGGACGCACAUCGCCAUGCCAAGAUAUCCCUCUUGAUCCUCUUCCUCCUUCCGUGCAGAGCAUGCCUGAUAUUUGCCCAUCCUUUUCUCCGACAUCAAGUGUCGACGGAGACGACCCCCCGCGGGAGAUGCCCGAGGAGGAGCUGCCCAAUUCAGAAGAGCGGGAAUCACUGGAAAGAUACUGCGCCAUCUUGGCCAGUAUCCAGCGCCAAAUCACAUCUCAUCUCGGCGCCAUUGAUAGAGAGAUUACUGCGGCUCUGAGCUCUAAAUCAUCUGUACCGGCCGAUGCGGAGAUGCGGGCCCUGGAGCUUCACUCACGGAUCGAGAGACUGCGCGCUAAUGGUUGGAAACGCAAGCGUUUUGAUGCCAAGCACUACGAAGAAUAUCGCGAGCAAGUGAUGGCCGACAUGGUUUCUUAUAUAUGA
Messenger RNA from Akanthomyces muscarius, 1125 nucleotides. RefSeq lists its product as uncharacterized. Bases 1 to 1125 code for a protein of 374 amino acids. Lineage: Eukaryota; Fungi; Ascomycota; Sordariomycetes; Hypocreales; Cordycipitaceae. The record is from RefSeq and is a predicted model, not a curated record. The transcript has 2 exons.